Messenger RNA from Lineus longissimus, 2892 nucleotides. RefSeq lists its product as uncharacterized. The record is from RefSeq and is a predicted model, not a curated record. The transcript is spliced from 2 exons. Lineage: Eukaryota; Metazoa; Nemertea; Pilidiophora; Heteronemertea; Lineidae. Bases 1 to 2892 code for a protein of 963 amino acids.
AUGGUAAAGGCUCACAGCUCGACGCAACUGUGUGUUCCAGACAAGAUACUUACUUGUACUGGUAUGUAUAAAUGCAAUCAUUGUCCGUAUAAAGGAAAGUCUCCUAUAGAGUAUACACAUCAUUAUGCUAUACACCGGCAUGUGAAUCAAGUGGGCUUUCCUUGUGGUGUUCCUGGGUGUCCAAGAACUUUCAAAUUGUAUUCAAGUUUUAGCACACACCUCUCUAGAGAUCACCGAAACUACCGACAUGUAAGACAAAAUGUAGAAGCCAACACUGGUAAUUUGCCCAUUAGUACUAAUAGUGCUGACAACGUGAACAACCUGGUCUCUCCGAAUCUAACUUGUGACCAUUGCAAGAAACUGUGUGAUAGUCCUGCAGAAAUAAUGCGUCAUUUGAAGGAACACAUCCGUGAAGGCAUAGUAAUCAAGUGUCCUAUCCAUGACUGUUCAUCUAAAUACAAAGUUGCCUCUUCAUUUACAUCACAUAUGUCACGAUGUCACAACAGCUGGUCAUUAGGGAAUAUGGGAAACCAAGGUGAUGUGCUUGUUCAAGUUGUUGAAAAUGAGAAUACUGCAGUAGGACCCAUCAUACCAGAGGUUAACAUUGAAAAUAAUGUUGAGCCUGCUUGUCCUGAAGCUGCAGUGAUGGACCAUGAUGGACCAGAAGAGAAUGAUCCUGGUGAUGAAACUGAUACUGAAGGUUUAUCAGACAAUGUUUUCUUAGAAAGUGUUGCUUUGUUUUAUCUUAAACUUGAGGCAAAAUUCCAUAUACCGCAAUCGGCUAUCCAAGAGAUAGUCACAAGUGUCUGUGAUUUCCACAAGCUUAGCCAAUAUGAGCUGCAGCUACAGCUUAAGAAACUUCUUUGGGAGGAAGGGGUAACAGAUGAAAAAAUUGGCUAUAUUGUUGAAGAUGUUUUCAAGAGUGAUUUUUUUGAGAUUGUUCAUGAUGGUACACUUAGGUCGAACUACACAAGGAAGAAAUAUUACAAAGAAAGUUUUGAUUAUGUUAUUCCAGUGUCCGUUGGUUUAGGUAGAGACAAGGACAAUAUUGACAGGCACUAUCAUUACGUUCCCAUCAAAGAGACAAUAACAACACUUUUUAAGGACUUGACCAUGCAGAAGCUGUACGAGUUGAAAAGAGACCCCAAACCUGGUGUAUAUCAGGAUUUUCAAGAUGGGGAAGUGUUCAAAACAAACGAAUUGUUUGGUAAUGUUCCAGGAGCGCUAUCACUUGUUUUAUACCAGGAUGCCUUCGAAGUUGUGAAUCCACUGGGAUCAUCUAAAAUAAAACACAAGAUUUUAGCUGUAUAUUUAACUCUCGGCAACAUUUGUCCCCAGCAUCGUUCCAAAGUCGAACCUUUGCAACUUGUGCUUUUGUGUCGUGAAAAGGACUUUAAAUAUUUUAAGAUGGAUAAGAUAUUUGCUCGCCUUGUAUCUGACUUGAAGGACAUUGAAGAGCAGGGUCUACAAAUUGACUCAAAUGAUAAUGGGAAUAAGGUACUCGGGUCUGUUCUGUUUUUUCUUGGUGAUAAUUUAGGAAGUCAUUGUAUAGGAGGUUUUUCAGAGAAUUUCUCCACCCAACCAUACAUGUGUCGGUACUGUCUCAUCACAAACAAAGAAUUUGCUGAGAAUCCAUUGACGGUGUCAGAACAGAGAACAGUGACCAACUACUCAGCAUCCAUCGACAUUUUAGAAGAAGGUGAAAUAUCAAUGCACCAAGGGAUAGUUAGGGCUUCCCCAUUCAACACUUUGAAAUAUUUACAUGUUUGUUCACCUGCUCUGCCACCCUGCUUGGGACAUGACUUAUUUGAAGGCAUUGUAAGAUAUGAUUUAGCUUUCUUUAUAAAGGAUUUGGUAAAGAAAGGGUGGUUCAACUAUGAUUUCCUAAACAGAAUGAUCAGAAAGGUUUCACUGAAAUUGUUUGAUAUGAGGGAUAAACCUCCAGAUCUGAGUAGCAAGGGAGAAAAACUUUCUGGGCAUGCCGCAGAAAACUGGUGUCUUCUCAGAAAUCUCCCUCUUUUCUUGCAUUUGAAAGUACAGAACCCUGAGGAUGAAACCUGGAAGUUAAUUCUUUUACUUCGGGAGAUUGUGGAGUUGGUCUGUUCACCCAAAAUUGCUGAAGGACAGGUGGCUUACCUUCUAGUGCUCAUUGAGGAGUACCUUAAUGAGAGGAAGAAUAUCUUCCCUGAUGUGAAACUUAGGCCAAAACAUCACUACCUGAUACACUACCCUCGGCUAAUUCUUCAGUGUGGACCUCUAAUUAGGUCUUGGACAAUGCGGUUUGAAAGUAAACACGCCUACUUCAAGACUCAUGUUCGCCACUGUGCAAACUUCAUUAACUUGACAAAAUCAUUGACAACAAAGCAUCAGCUGCUACAAGCAUACUUGAGGCAAGGGGAAUAUUUCUGCCUUGGUGUUUCAGCAGUAUCCUCAAUACCAUUUCAUCCUGAAUUGUAUACUCCUCCAUUGGCUGCUGCUGUUAAGAAAUGUGGGAUGCAUAAGGAGUCGGACUUGGUUCAUAUUUCAGACAAAGUUACCAUUGAUGGCACCGAAUAUUGCAAGGGAAUGUACUUGGUUAUAAGGCAUCCUACUGCAGGACGAUUCCGCUUGUAUCUGGCUGACAUUGUGUCAAUGAUGAUAGACAUUGGUGAUUCUUCCACAUGCCAUUUUGUGGUAAAAUUGAAUAUUGGAUUGUACAACAUGGAUCUUGGUGUUUAUGAAGUGGUUUCGAUGGCCGAAGCUCAUGAAACAACUCACGUGACAAAUGCUGAUGCAAUGGUGUGUCUUGACAGAAGUCGACUACUGGAUUACCAACCGCUGAAUGCUUAUCGGAUGGAUGAUAACAUGUUCAUUGCCCUCAAGCACUCCAUUUGUUUUGGGGAAGAAUACUAG